UGUGAGAUGCCUUCCAGAUGACACGUCGACGCGUGCGACUACAGAGCCGCGCUUCGGUGAAUAUUGAAAUGUUAUAACACCGGCCUACUCACCACGACCGCGGGGCAGCCAUGAAAGAGAGGCUAAAGAAGAGUGAAAAUACCAAAAGCAACAGAGACGAUGAAAAAGAGACAACGGACGCACAUUCAAAGUGGACAUGGGGACCGGUAAAGGUGUACCACUGGACGGUGACUUUCGGAGCCUUCUCAUACAUCAUGUGGAGAUUCGCUACCAACGAAGAGAAUGCGUUCCUUACGGACCAAAUGAAGUAUGCGUUCGUCAAGAGUCCGUAUGGCCUGAAACAAAAACAGGACGCAUCAAACUGGGGAUGGCAGACCACCAGGUACGUCAUGGUCAACACGUGGAAUUGGUACCUUUUGCACCCCAUACUCGCCAGAAUCACAGCCCACGUGAAACCAUCGCUGGUACCCGUGUUCUACGCUACCUACUCGUCCCUGUUUGUGACCUCUCACUUAGGCUGGGAGGUGGCGCUAAUGUUCCUGGCGCAACAUGCCAUCUUCUAUGCUGUGGCCGCUCUGCACAUACCCGCACUGUGCUACCUGGCCGCCGCCGUGAUCCACUGCCAAAAGUUCGUGAACCCUUUCGACCCAGCGACUUACAUGUACGAGCGAUAUGGCAUCAUGCCACACAGGGUGGCUUACGUCGCUUUCCACUGGAACAUUAUGCGUGGCCUCAGCUUCAGCCUGCACUUCGUUCGAGCUCAGCGCCAAAGUGCAGAGAAGAGCCGCUGGCUGCCAUAUUGGAAGACGCUCGCCUACAUGAUCUACCUGCCCACAGUCUACCUUGGACCUCCGCAGAAUUACGAUGACUACGUAGUUCAGUUGGACAAGCCGCGACGCAGCUGCACUCUGCGCGAGAUUGCCACAUCAGUGGCGAGAAUUCUGCGGAGCGGUGCGCACUUCUUCCUGAUGGAGCUCAUGGCCCACUUUUUCUACAGCUCGGCAAUGGCCAGGUGGCCCUGGAUGGCCGAGCGGCUGGACCUGUACAGCCUGGUGGGCUUCGCCUUUUCCCUGCUGUUCUUCUUCUACGUACGCUACCUCUUCACCUACGGCUUCGCCGGUGCCAUCGCCCGAGCCGAGGGCGUCGAGAUUCCGCCUCCCUCCAUGUGCAUUGCCACAAUGUACCGCUGUUCGUACUUUUGGAGGUACUUCGACCGGGGCAUGCACCUUUGGAUUCGAAGGUACAUCUACGAGCCUGUCGUGGGCAGCAGUCGCAGAGCCCACCGGUUGGCGCUGGGUACGGCGGUGGCGUUCACUUUUACCUGGGUCUGGCACAGCAUGCACGGGCACGACGGCAUCUGGUGCGCACUAAGCGUGCUUGGCAUUGUCCUCGAGGUGAUCACCAUUGAGAUAAUGAAGUGGACGCCCGUCAAGAAGUUCCAGGGCCGCUACCUGGCAUCAGCUGAGCGAAUUCGGGAGGCCAAGGCCCUGCUGGGAUCUCCUCACUACCUGCUCACUAUCUGUGCCUGCAUCUUUCACUUGGCAGAACUGGACGUGUGCCUCGUCAUCGUGAGAAGGACCCUAACCGGUUUUCCUUUUCCCUUGGUUCUCAUCCUGGUGGCCCUCUACAGCGCAAGCCAUGUUAGCAUGGAUGUGGCCGACUGGGAAGCAGCUGCCAUGGCCAAGCAGAAAGAAGCGGCAUCGUGAACAACUUAACCACGCCGCUUUACAAAAUGGCCUGGAGCUGCACCAAUCGCUUUACUUCUUUCUUUGCUCAUCUGGUGUUAUAAAGAAGAAGUGCCGGAUACAGCGGACAGCGCAUACUAGCAGCUGGGAUGCAAGAAAGUAGUAUUCCGCAAUGUUUGCCUACAGUAAACGAAUUCCGACGGAUAACAUAAAGAUUUCGCAAAGAUUUCAAAAGAUUUAGGGCAAAAGACCCAUUGGACCUCAGAAUGGCGGGAGAUAUCGUUCACGCAUCUUAGUCGCCUGCGAUGUCACUUUCUGGCAUAUGCACACAUCUCCGGAGGUCUACUGUUCAUUUUUAAUAAAAUAUUUUGGUCAUGA
This is a messenger RNA of Rhipicephalus sanguineus (brown dog tick), 2063 nucleotides long. Its product is annotated as protein-cysteine N-palmitoyltransferase Rasp. Lineage: Eukaryota; Metazoa; Arthropoda; Arachnida; Ixodida; Ixodidae. Gene Ontology annotation, cellular component: endoplasmic reticulum. Bases 111 to 1706 code for a protein of 531 amino acids. The transcript is spliced from 12 exons. Gene Ontology annotation, molecular function: palmitoyltransferase activity. The record is from RefSeq and is a predicted model, not a curated record. Gene Ontology annotation, biological process: protein palmitoylation.